Dromiciops gliroides (monito del monte) is the source of this 4234-nucleotide messenger RNA. It is a transcript of the gene IFT74, whose product is annotated as intraflagellar transport 74. Gene Ontology annotation, cellular component: cilium; intraciliary transport particle B; centrosome. NCBI's taxonomy places the organism in Eukaryota, Metazoa, Chordata, Mammalia, Microbiotheria, Microbiotheriidae. Gene Ontology annotation, molecular function: beta-tubulin binding. The coding region runs from base 285 to 2087 and encodes 600 amino acids. Gene Ontology annotation, biological process: cilium assembly; intraciliary transport involved in cilium assembly. The transcript is spliced from 20 exons. The record is from RefSeq and is a predicted model, not a curated record.
GGAGGGGCAGAGGAAGGAGAAGGGCCACGGAAGCUCUCAGCUAGGCCUGCUGUAUCUGGUUGCCUGGUUACGGGCUCCAGCGCCCGGAGCUGCGUGGCUGGUGGAAGUACCCUGAGCCGUUGGCCUGCUGCGGCGCGUGCUGACUCUAGGUUGGGGCGGAGGGGGGGGGGGUGCAGGAGGGAUCGGCACUGGGAGGGGCACUGUGGGGCUCCUGCUCCCUCAGUUCCCCGCGGAAACUUCCUGCCUCCAGGACCCCCGGACCGAGUGGCUAAAGUGAACAAGAUAUGGCCAGUAAUCACAAACCCCCUUCUGCUCGUCCUGUUUCACGAGGAGGAAUUGGGUUGACAGGAAGACCUCCUUCAGGAAUACGGCCCCCAUCAGCAGGUCUUCGAGUAGCAACUGGAAUGCCACCUGGUACAUCAAGACCUGCCUCUCGAAGUGGUACCAUGGGGCCUGGAGGAGUACUGGCUUCUCAAAUAAAAGUUGCAGAUCGUCCAGUAACACAGCAAGGUUUAAGUGGAAUGAAAACUGGAAUGAAAGGUCCCCAGAGGCAGAUUUUGGAUAAAUCUUAUUAUCUUGGGCUACUUAGAAGCAAAAUAAGUGAACUCACAACUGAAAUGAAUAAACUUCAAAAAGAAAUAGAAAUGUACAAUCAAGAGAAUUCAGUGUAUUUGUCAUAUGAAAAGAGGGCAGAGACUUUAGCUGUUGAAAUCAAAGAAUUUCAAGGACAACUAGCAGACUACAAUAUGUUAGUGGAUAAACUCAACACAAAUACAGAAAUGGAAGAAGUAAUGAAUGAUUACCACAUGCUAAAAGCUCAAAAUGAUCGAGAAACCCAAAGUAUGGAUAUAAUAUUUACAGAAAGACAAGCGAAAGAAAAACAAAUUAGGCGGGUAGAAGAGGAAAUUGAACAAGAAAAACAAGCGGCAGAUGGCAUUAUUAAAAAUAUGUCUCCUGAAAAACAAGUCAAGUAUAUAGAGAUGAAAACUACAAAUGAAAAAUUAUUACAGGAAUUAGAUACACUUCAGCAGGAAUUAGACUCACUGAAUAUGAAGAAAGAAGGUCUGGAAACUGAAAUAGCACACUCCCAAGUAAAACAGGAGGCUGUCCUUCUUUAUGAAAAACUUUAUGAAUUGGAAUCCCAUCGAGAUCAAAUGAUUGCAGAGGACAAAAGCAUGGGAUCCCCAAUGGAAGAGAGAGAGCGGUUACUUAAACAAGUUAAGGAAGAUAACCAGGAAAUAGCAGGCAUGGAGAGACAGUUAACGGACAUAAAAGAAAAAAUUAACCAAUUUAAUGAAGAAAUUCGGCAGCUUGACAUGGAUUUAGAGGAGCACCAAGGUGAAAUGAAUCAAAAAUACAAAGAGCUGAAGAAAAGGGAAGAAAACAUGGACACCUUUAUUGAGACAUUCGAAGAGAUGAAGAAUCAGGAACUAGAACGAAAAGCACAGAUAGAAUCCAACAUUGUUGCACUAUUGGAACACUGUAGCAGAAAUAUAAAUCAUAUGAAACAAGUAUCUUCUAUCACUAACCAAGAACUGAAGAUGAUGCAAGAAGACCUCAAUUUCAAAUCUACUGAAAUGCAGAAAUCACAAAGUACUGCCAGAAAUUUAACUUCAGAUAGUCAACGUCUACAGUUGGAUUUACAGAAAAUGGAACUCCUGGAAAGUAAGAUGACUGAGGAACAAACUUCUCUAAAAGCUAAAAUUCAGCAAAUGACAAAAGAUCUGGAGACAUACAGUGAUUUGCCAGCUUUGAAAUCAUCAGGUGAAGAAAAGAAAAAGAAACUCCACAAAGCAAGAACUGCAUUAUCAAAACGCAGAAACACCUAUAAGAAAGUAAUGGAGAAGCUAAAUUCUGAGUAUGAGACAUUAAAAACUCAACUGCAGGAGAAUGAGACUCAUUCUCAGCUUACAAAUUUGGAGAGGAAAUGGCAACACCAUGAACAAAAUAACUUUGUGAUGAAAGAAUUCAUUGCAACCAAAAGUCAAGAGAGUGAUUAUCAGCAAGUCAAGAAAAAUGUGACCAAACAGAUUGCAGACUACAAUAAAACCAUUGUGGACUCUCUCCACAGCACCAGCCGAAACUGAAUCCAAACUUCAAGGUGUCCACAAGUACCCUAAACCCUGUACUGCAGAACUUGGAACAAGUUCACUUUUUUCAGAGAAAAAAAAAUAUAGCCUGCCCAUGUAUAGUUUUAAAUUGUUGAUGAUGAACAGUUUAUUUCAAUGAAUCCUUGAAAGUAUCACCCUAUUUUUGAAAGCAACACGACAAGAGAGGAUAUUUUUUAAAUGCAUGGAUUAGUUAUCAAGGUGGUUUUCCCUAAAAGGAAAAUAUUUACUUUGUCAUGACCUAUUUUAUAUUCAAAUGUGUCUAUAACAUGGUAACAUAGUACAAUAAAUAGUUGUGUUUUUAAAAACUACCCUCUCCUCUUUGUCAACUAUUUUAAUUAAUCUCAUUAAUGUGUUUUCCAUCCAGGUUUUCAAUAAGUGAAAAUUUUUAUCAAUCACAUCUAUACCAAAUCUAUACCAAUAGAAGCAGUAUUUUGUAGCUUUGUCUUUUUAGAGAACAGAUAAAAAUUGAAUCUUUGUAAAUAAAGAGAACGGAGAUUUAUCAUAGUCUUUCAGUCAUUCACAGUAAUCUGGUGGUUGAAAACAUAUUUAUGCAUAUACCUAUUUUUUGUAGAAUUGCCUCCUUUUGCAGAAUAAUACUUAAGAAUGUGAGGGCAAGCCCAGGUCAGAAAACAGAGGGUAGAUUACAAAAGUAAGGCUGGAAGUUACCAAAGGGGAAAAAAAAAGUGAAAGCAGGGCUUGACAUCCUUUCAAACCCCUUAUCACAUUUACUCAUUCCUCUGGCAAAUUCCUUUCACUCUUCCCUAGCCCCAUCAUUAAUUCAUGCUUUCUUCCAGGGCUGGAAUUAAAAGUUUUUUAAAUAGGAUUGCUACAGAGUAUGCUAGGUGUACUUUUAUGUGCUUUUUGGAAAAUUUAAGAGCCAGUAUAGAUCUUACUAUAACUCAGCUACUUUUCAUUAUUAAAUAUAGAUGGAAAUCAGGGAAAUGGAUGCUAGCAUACUUAAGCCAGCCUUUAAAAAAAGUCCCUUGUUCACUGUGGGCAAAUAACACUUUCAUUGGUUCUAUAGUUUAGACUAUGAUCUUACUUUUAUUUCUUGUAUAUUUCCUGGAAAGAAAGCAUAUUGAGAAUUAUGAUUGUGGACUCUUUGCCCUUCCUUGUUUCUUAGGAAAGCUAAGUACCCUUUUCCUUCACCUUCUUUCUCUUUAGAUUUUUUUUCAUAUCUUCCCUUUGAAACUAUGGUACAACUUACUAAUGAUUUUUAAUAUUAAUACUAGGGACUGUAGUUGGUGAAGAGGCCUCAUGACUGUAGAACUUCACUAAAAUCCUGUGCCCUAAAUAGAAGUGAACCAGUCUGCCUAGAAAAUAAGUAGUACAAAGAUUCUCUUCAUUGAUUAAAAUGAUGUAUCAUUCCAGAUGAGAAGCACAGCAGAGAGCAAAAAGUUAUUAUUUUUCAGAAAAUAAUUUCUAUUAAUGUAUUCAGAAAAAAAACAACUUCUCUUAAAAUUAAUAUGUGAUAUCUUGGGAUCACAACUGAAUAGGUUUUCUUUAAGCAAAAAAUCUGUUAUCAUAGGGAAAUUCUCACUAAUGUCUCUUCCUUCCUCUCAGAGUGUUUCAGCAAAUCCAACAAGAAUACACUGUUUGCUGUGAGAGAGUUGGAGACUAAUAUCUGUACAAGGCAGACUCUUCUUCAGUUAGUGCUAUAGCUCACUGAGUUCCAUUCAUGUUAGAAUAACACCCUGUAAGUAGUAAUGGAAAGAAGCUGCAAAAUGAAUAAACAAGCUAACUGAAAUAAUUUUUAUUUGAUGUACAGUGUUCCUUUUAAAUCUGUUUCCACAAAUGAAUAUCAGUAUGAGAAAGUUAUAAAAUCUUUGCUUUCCUCUUUGUUAUCAUUUGUCAUAAAUAUGAGUUUGUAGUAUUAUUUUCCCCUGAGAGACAUUGCAUAGUUCUUCCCUUUUUCUAUAGUAUUUUAAUUUUCAGUCACAAAAAUACAGUGGGUGUAGCUUACAGUAAUGCUCUCCAAGUUGUGAUCUGUAAGCCAGUCCUCAGUGACUAGCAUUUUCAACUCUAUUCCCUGAAUCCAUUUCUUCUCUCUCUUCCCUCCUGUCAAAUAAUUCUUAUAUAGAGAUCUAGGUCAAUUAUUGUGCAUAGAAAAAAAAGAGAAAUCA